AGAACGCAUAAUUUUGUAACUCACCUGAGCGACAAUGCAUUGUAGCCGUUUAUGAUUUACCUGCUAAGAUGUCGCAACUGGUUGAUAAAAUGAGCACCCUAAAAACUAAGUCCUUUUCUGUGCAAAAAUAUUGCGAUUUAUUUUAUAUAUGGUUUUACAAAACUUUAAGGGAUAUACGGAGAAAAAGGAAAGGUCAAUCUCAGCCAUCCUACGUUUAUCUAAUACUUAUUGUGAAAUUUCUGGCAGUGUUAGCUUUGUUGCUUUUUUUUGUCGUAUCGGUCGUAACCGUCUUUGUAAAUGGUAUCCGUCUGGGAUUUGUGCGCUCCAUUUCCGGUAGCCAGGAUGACAAAAGUGAUCUGCAACCUGCCUGUCGCGUUAAUAAAGAACUGGAUUAUCCUACCUGUUUGUCUACGGGAUACUGUUGUGGAGACAAGGAAAUUCCGAUGUUUACACCGAUAAAGAGGAAAGUAACUGGAAAACAACUCUGCACCGAGACGAUUAAUGUGGUAUAUAUGGUGUGCGGAAGUGAGAAAAUCGGUUCUGUCCCAGUAUCCAUCAAAUCGCUCGCGCUUUUCACACAGUGUGCAAUAAAUAUAAUUCUAUUCACGGAAUCAUCCCGCGUCAACGAAUUAAGUGCCGCUGUUCAGGAAGUUAUCACACCUUUUCUUCAGCAUCAGCGUAUCACCUGGGAAGUUAAGGGACUAAGUGGAUUCAUCGAUGAGGACAAAAUCAACGCGAGUGUGCUAAAUCCCAGUGCGACAUAUUGCACCGGUCGGCUGAUUUAUCUUCCGACAAUGCUGGAGGCAACGGAUGCUAUAAUCUACUUAAAUCCGGAUACGAUUUUCCUGGCUCCUGUGGAGUAUCUGUGGGAAACCUUCUCCGAAAUGCAGAGCAACAGUCAAGUAGCGGCUAUGACAGCGGAUUAUGAAGAUCCAGAUUUGGGUUAUUAUAACAAUGUGUACACUGUGCCAUUUGUGCAGCCAUUAGGAAUCAAUGCCGGAGUCGUCUUAAUGCACCUGAAAAAUCUAAGACUGAUCGGAUGGGAUAACCACAUGCAGCUGACGUACACAUCCACCAAACAUCAAAUACGUCGCGGCACACAGGAUAUGUUGAAUGUUUUCUUCCUGCAAAAAUCAUCACUGUUUAAACUGCUUUCGUGCGAAUGGAAUUUUCGACAUCACCAUUGCUAUCGAGAUUACUGCAACUGCCGCAAUGCAAAACGAAACGGAAUAUCCUUAAUUCAACAGUCGUCGCAUUAUCUUCAGAAUGGGCAAGAUGCUGAUAAACGGCAUUUGACAGCAAUUCAUAUCGCGCUUGUGAAAUACGUCCUGGACGAGCAGAAUCCGGAAGAAACUCUUUUAAUGCCAUUGAGGACAAAAUUCAAGCGUAUUGCCGAAGCCGGUGUGCACAAUUGCGACCGCGUUUUUAAUAAUACGCUUAAUUUAAUGCAUGAUUAUUUGGCUCAAAAGUAUGGAAAUAAUCGAAAACGAAAAUAUGGAUGAUCGUUCGGUUUUGGAUGCGCUGGCAUCGGGCAAGGUGGUUUAUUUUUGUGGUGAAUGCAAUCUCAAAAUUUUACUGUGAUGAUUUAUUUUGCACAAAUACGCUUGUUGUAAAAUAAAUAAAU
This is a messenger RNA of Paramacrobiotus metropolitanus, 1624 nucleotides long. Its product is annotated as glucoside xylosyltransferase 2-like. Gene Ontology annotation, biological process: protein O-linked glycosylation via N-acetylgalactosamine. The record is from RefSeq and is a predicted model, not a curated record. Gene Ontology annotation, molecular function: UDP-xylosyltransferase activity. The coding region runs from base 69 to 1502 and encodes 477 amino acids. Lineage: Eukaryota; Metazoa; Tardigrada; Eutardigrada; Parachela; Macrobiotidae. The transcript has 6 exons.